Molecule: messenger RNA, 1641 nt
Organism: Symbiodinium sp. CCMP2592
Lineage: Eukaryota; Dinophyceae; Suessiales; Symbiodiniaceae
Source: the annotation of a GenBank genome assembly
AUGAAGCAAGUAGAGCUCGAUCGGUUUCGGUACAUCCGCCACCUCGAGCUCCUCUUCCGAUUCAACUCACACCGGGAGAGCCGACUAGGUCUACUCAUCCGAGCCGUGAGCGUCAUGAUCGCAGUCGUUCGAGACGACGACGGCGUCGACGUCAUCGGCAUGAACGUCAACCUGAGGGACCUCCCGCGGCCCCGGUUCGACCUGUUCUACCUCCCAAUCAGCCUCCAGUUCGACCACCAACAAGGUCUGCUAGUGCAGCUCCUCCGGUGCGUCCGCCUUUUCGAUCAGCCAGCUUUGACAACAUGCCACCCCGGCCUAGACCCAGUUCUACUGAGCCGGACAUUAUCCGUUCCCGGCCUCGUGAAAACAAAGGGCCCAGCAACAGUCCGCAGCGACCUCCUGGGCAAUGGGUACCCAGUUUUUCUGCUGGCAAUCCGAGCCAAAGGUCCGAUUUCGAAUAACAAGGAGCCCUCCGUGGCAGCUCCCUCAUCGGAGGCUCACAAGAACACUUCGCCCAAGACGCCUCCUAAGCACCCGGCUCCAAAGAGCCCAGUUCCUCCUGCUCAUGAGCAGUUAUUUCAAGCCACUCAUCGCAGCAGCUACGAACAACUGCGAGAGCAAAUCACAGCUCGAGCCAAAGGCCGCAAUGCUGUGGAUUUCUACGAGGAAGGAAUGAGCCCUCUCUUGGCGUAUAUGUUCUUUGUUGUGCAUUAUCAUGAGAAUUUUCUCACGACUGAAGGCUUGCAUACGUGGCCUAUUAUCCCGCGUUUUCAUAUGCGACGAUUUACUGAUCGCAUUACAUUUACUCGGCAACGUUCACUGCCUGUUUCCAAGAUCCUCAAAGAGGAUGUCGAGGAAGUGCUGAGAUUUUUGUUGACCCGGUUUGGCCAGGCCGAUCGACCCUUUCUGCCUGUGAUUCCCAUUGGCCAACGGGAGAUUGUCACUCUUGCCCGGUCCAUUUUGGCCAGCAAGAUACCAUACAAAACAAUUUUUCAGCAUGAUGCCAAGGCGUAUGCCAUGCCUCAGGAAGCGUUGCAUGUUUGGGAGUUUCCAGUGGCACAUAUGCCAGGACCUGAAGAGCAGACCAACUGCUAUUAUCUUUGGGGACACGGGACCACAGCCGAAGGCCUGGUCGGCAUCCUCACGCUGGGCAGAGUUAUUCGCUCUAGCGCUGAAGCUGUACAUGUUGCGCCGCACGAUCAUGUGUGCUCCUUUUAUGGCAAGGCCACACAAAACGUGUAUUAUGAAGAGAGCAAAUUAGACUUCGUGUCGAAAUUGCACCACUCCACGAAGAAUUCCGCUGGAGUGGUCGUUGGAGGAUAUCUUGGAUCUGCGCAUCACAAAUCCAAAUCCUCCAGUACUGUACAUGAAGGACACUUAUGCAAGUUCCACGCGCUAGUGCACUCCCUCUCAGGAGAUAAGCGCUGGGCGGUGCGGGAGGCCGCCGGACGCAUUGACAAAAUCUGGAUUUUGUCAAGCACCCACUCCAUUUCUUUGCCGAUGUCCACCCCCAACAACCCCAGGCCCAUUACUUUUGAAACGGGGGAAGGGCAGGAUUGGGGAGUCAGCUGGCCUGGCUUGGAGUAUUCUGUACGCAGCACCAGAGCUUUACCGGUUUCCGAUGUACAGAGGGAGGCCUAG